Molecule: messenger RNA, 462 nt
Organism: Fraxinus pennsylvanica
Lineage: Eukaryota; Viridiplantae; Streptophyta; Magnoliopsida; Lamiales; Oleaceae
Source: the annotation of a GenBank genome assembly
AUGAUCAGGGGUUCCCUUAAACAUAUUGGUUUAAGGACAGCAAGUGAUGGAGAUGCAAUCUCUGUGUUUGGUUCUAAUCAUAUUUGGAUCGACCAUUGUUCAUUGUCAAGAUGUCCCGAUGGCCUCAUUGAUGUCAUCAUGGCUUCAACUGCUAUUACCAUCCCCAACCGCAAAUUCAAUCAUCACAAUGACGUGAUGCUAUUGGGAGCAGAUGAUGGAUAUGGUGAAGAUAAGAUCAUUCAAGCCACAGUUGCAUUCAACCGGUUCGGAAAAGGUUUGAUUCAAAUAAUGCCAAGGAGCCGAUGGGAUUUCUUCCAUGUUGGCAACUACGAUUACUCCCACUACCAACUAUACGCCAUUGGUGGCAAUGCAAACUCCACCAUUAUUAGACAGGACAACAGGUUCAAAGCCCUGUACUUGCUUAAAGUUAAACUUCACAAGUUUCUAAUAACUGAUUUAUAA